This is a messenger RNA of Corapipo altera (White-ruffed manakin), 1827 nucleotides long. RefSeq names its product ketosamine-3-kinase-like. The coding region runs from base 210 to 1043 and encodes 277 amino acids. The transcript has 6 exons. The record is from RefSeq and is a predicted model, not a curated record. Lineage: Eukaryota; Metazoa; Chordata; Aves; Passeriformes; Pipridae.
UUCAGCACGGACGGUUCUGAUAUGGACAUGCAAAUUCCACAUCUUCAAUAUCAGAACUCGUGUAUUUUGUGAAGGAGUAUUAUUGUAAAGUCUCUUAAAUAACUGGUAUACUUGCUGAGGUGCUGUGUGGGCUGGCAGUGAUUUUUUGCAAAACCCAGCCAAAAAAAGUUGUCGAGCCCUCAGACUGUGCUUGUCUGAGCCGUUCGUGGAUGCAUGGCAGCGUGAGGCAUGUGCCAAAGGGAGUAUUGGAGCAGGCCAGAAGAAUGUUUGAGGGAGAAAUGGCAAGUUUGGAAGCCCUCCUGAAAACGCAGGCGAUAAAAGUGCCUAAACCCAUCAAAGUUAUAGACCUGCCUGGGGGCAGCACUGCAUUUGUGAUGGAACAUUUGGAAAUGAGGGGCUUAAACAGACAUUCAGCUCUUCUUGGAACACAACUGGCUGAUCUUCACCUUCAUAACAGGCAACUUGGAGAGAAGCUGAAGAAGGAAGAAAGCACAGUUGGUAAGGGACAAGGGCAAACGGAAGUCCAGUUUGUGGAUCAGUUUGGCUUUCAUACAGUUACCUGCUGUGGCUAUCUUCCACAGGUGAAUGACUGGCAGAGUGACUGGGUGACCUUCUUUGCCAAACAAAGAAUCCAGCCCCAGAUGGACAUGAUCGAAAAGAAUUCAGGAGACAGGGAAGCAAGAGAACUUUGGGCACAACUUCAGCUGAAAAUACCCAGUUUGUUCUGUGAUGUAGAAAUUGUUCCUGCUCUCCUGCAUGGAGAUCUAUGGGGAGGAAACGUAGCUGAGGAUGAUUCUGGUCCAAUUAUCUUUGAUCCAGCUUCUUUCUACGGCCAUUCAGAGUAUGAGCUUGCAAUAGCUGGAAUGUUUGGUGGCUUCAGCAGUUCUUUUUAUUCUGCUUAUCACAGUAAAAUUCCCAAAGCUGCAGGGUUUGAGAAAUGCCUGAAGCUUUAUCAACUGUUUCACUACAUGAACCAUUGGAACCAUUUUGGUUCAGGAUACAGAGGGUCUUCUUUAAACAUUAUGAGAAACCUUGUAAAGUGACUUGCUACUUAGGCCAAAUACCUCCCAGGUUGUUUGGAAAACCCCACACUCGUCGGUGCAGCUACAGGAGUAGUAAUGUUAAAAAAAUCCUGUGAGACCCCUCACCUUGUUCAGCUGAAGAUCUACAAUCAGUGAGUCCUGCUGAAUAACAAGCGUAACAGACAUCCCUUUGUAGGAUAGUUGGGAGUAACUUUAGGAGGGAAAUAUCUACGGACAGAGUUUAUUCAUCUGCACAGUGAAUAAAGGUCUCGGUGUCUAAAAAGCAUUGUCUGCUUGAGACUAUGCAAGGCAGUAGAAAUGAACACUGAGGAGAUGACUAGAAGAAGUGCUCAUUGCUUUUUGCUGUGUCUUCCCCCGUUUAGGAUAGAUUGCUCAGACCCUUUCAGCUUUUCAUGUCCAGUUGUGUGCAUGAGAGCAUUAUUAACAACAUAGUCUGAAAGUCAAUGGGAUAAAAAAUUUAAUGGGAACUGUGAGAAGGGAUUUGGACUUGCUGUUCAUUUUCACAGAAUGUGAAAAUGGAUAAGGUUGGAAGGGAUCACUGAAUGUCACCCAGCCCAAGCUCCCUGCUUAGGCAGGAGCCCAUAGAGCAUGUUAAUCAGGAUUGUGUCCAGAGGUCUUGGAAGACCUCCAGUGGUUUGCUAAAGCGAUUCUAUUGGAUGAAUACUGUUCUGUGAUAAAGUAGUUUGAAAUUUUUGUGCCUCCUGGAAUCUGUAUAGGCUAUAUUCUGUGCUUUCUGGUCAGUCGGCUUUUAUCCACAGCAGUUUUGUUUUCACCAGUACUAGUU